Geodia barretti is the source of this 1308-nucleotide messenger RNA. NCBI's taxonomy places the organism in Eukaryota, Metazoa, Porifera, Demospongiae, Tetractinellida, Geodiidae. The record is from the annotation of a GenBank genome assembly.
AUGAAAAUUCCUCAGGCCCUGGACAACAAGACUAGCAGUCCAGUGCAGAGGCAGACUGUAGCAAUGUUGCCAAGAACGGUUCUGUUAGUCAUAGUAGCAGCCUCCCAGAUGGUUCCACUCGGUUUCUGCUGUACCACUGACUGGAGGGGGAGCUGUGAUGCAGCAGGCUGGAACGUUAGAGUUGAGAGCUGCCCCUGUGAUAAUACCUCCUGUACCACAGUGUACUGUGACUCACUAGCUGGUGCCAUUGGAUAUGUUCAGGAACACUACCAGAGAGCAUCAGUGACCAUUGACCUCUGUUCAUCAUGUAGUUUCGAGCUAGAGGCAAACAGUACAAUCGACAACUCUAAUGUUGAGAGGCUGUAUUUGUCAGGCAAUGGCUCUGUGGUGGACUGCACAAGGAAUGUCAGUGUCACCUUCAGUGGGAAGAUGAAUGUCACGAUUGAGAGCAUUACGUUCAAAAACUGUAGCACGAAAGGCACGCUGAGGUUUGUGAAUGUUUUUGGCUACCAAGACAUCACACUAGCACACUUCGAAGGAUCAGGUCUGUCAUUCCUCAAUGUGUCCGGUACUGUUAGCAUUAGCAACACCACUAUCAGUGGAUUGCAUGUUCAUAAGUCUCUGGACCACAUUUCUGCUCUAUACGUAAACUCAAAACUGUCUUACGGUGAUGCUGGGCUGGUUUUUUCUCUGACCAACUGCAGUAUUGUAGACAACAUAAACGUGAACGAAACAACAGCAAUGGAAGAAAUGACACGAGGUACUGGUAUGUUUCUGUAUUUGAAGAGAGCUCGAAACAGCAACCACUUUUUCAUCAACAACUGCACCUUUGCCAACAACGUGGCGUAUCUGGGUGGAAGCAUCUCGGUUCUAACAAGCUCAGCCAGUGAUACUGAAGUCGACAUUCGUGACUCGGUUUUCCGAGGCAACAAGGCUGAAAUCGGAUCAGCCACAGAUUUCUACUGUGCACAGACUCCUGUGAAUAAACAGAUCAAUGAAACCUGCCUUCGAGUAGUCAUACGUGACUCACAUUUUGCCCGGAAUGAGCCUUUCACUCACAUAAUGCAAAUGGGCUCAUCAACAGUUUGCGUAAAGUACACAGAGCUUGAACUUAAUGGCAAGAUAGUUUUUUACAAAAACAAUGGAUCUGCUAUUGCAUCAGAGGAAUCAGACAUAUUUGUAAACAGAGAUUCAAACAUCACAUUCACCGGAAAUGUAGCACAGCGAGGAGCAGGAUUGAAUCUUUUCGGCUCUUUUGUUCACAUCUACCGAAACACUGAAAUAAAAUUUUAUACAACAGAGCGAUAA